AUGAAUCGAUAUCGAAAUGCCCCGAAGCUUGGAGGCUCCAACUCCAACAGAGCCACCGCUACCACACUGUGCCAAAAAUGCCUCGGACGAGAUAUAGAGGGUGUAGCGGAUGAACUACUUGCUACUCGGGGGAAAGAGCGUGGCCGGAAGAGAGACCUUGAUGAUAUGACAGAUCUUAACGCUCAAUCUCCGAAGCGGGCUAGGUCUCUCUCAGUGGAAACGAUAUCCACGAAUCGAUCAUACUCCUCAUCUCCCCGCCAUGACAAAAUUGGCACAGCCGACAGGGGUCGCCGAGAUGAUUCAUCGGCAUCACCCGCAAAGUCUCGAAAGAGACGCUACAGUGGUUCUACAGAGGGUUCUUCCGGGUCAUUCCACUCAGGACCAAAGAACCGCUCACCCUCCAGGGAGCGAACCGACGACCGAAACACCCGACGAAGGAGGCGAGAAUCUAGCCCUGACGAACGAGGUCGUCACCGUGGAGCAGGGAGGCACAGCGAGCGAAGAGACCGCCGAAACAAGAGUGUGGAUAAGGAUCGAGUGAAAGAAUCACGUGCCACAACCCAGGAUGCUCCCCAAGACCGUUCAUACCGUGAUCGAGCAAGCCCACCACUCCAGUCUCAACCUGGACGGUCUAGGCCUGAACCAACAAGUCAGAAGAACCAGCCUCUUCGGGAACGAAGCUUGAGUCCUUUCAGUAAGCGCCUUGCUUUGACUCAAGCCAUGAAUGCUGAACGGUAA
Penicillium digitatum Pd1 is the source of this 738-nucleotide messenger RNA. NCBI's taxonomy places the organism in Eukaryota, Fungi, Ascomycota, Eurotiomycetes, Eurotiales, Aspergillaceae. The record is from RefSeq and is a predicted model, not a curated record.